Molecule: messenger RNA, 2339 nt
Organism: Sinocyclocheilus rhinocerous
Lineage: Eukaryota; Metazoa; Chordata; Actinopteri; Cypriniformes; Cyprinidae
Product: dipeptidyl peptidase 1-like
Exons: 7
Coding region: 186-1553 (455 amino acids)
Biological process (GO): proteolysis
Molecular function (GO): cysteine-type peptidase activity
Source: RefSeq, a predicted model, not a curated record
GCAUGUCAUGUGACUCGUGUCAUAUGAUCGUCGCUGUAUAAGUUCAGUAGCACGCGGCUGGUCAACAGUUUCAGUGCCGCAGGUGCGCGGAAGGACGAGAGGGACACGCGUUUGUAUCCUUGCGUCUGGUCAGCUAUCACUCCCGUUAUAUAUCGCUGUCUGUCUGCUGUCGAGCCGUCGUAAGGAUGCGUGCGCUCGCCCUCAUUGUUUUGUUGGCGUUUAUCGGCGGGUCUGCGGCCGACACUCCGGCCAACUGCACCUAUGAGGACCUGCUGGGCACCUGGAUCUUCAGCGUGUAUGAUGUGGGUCACGAUCGAACCAUCAACUGCUCCAGCACAGGAAAGUCAGUGAAAACGGUGACCGUGGACCUGCAGAAGCUGUCUGUAGCUGUGGAUGAUCUCGGUCACACUGGCUUCUUCACUCUCAUCUAUAACCAGGGCUUUGAAGUGGUGAUCAAUGACUACAAGUGGUUCGGGUUUUUCAAGUAUUCUCAGCAGGGUUCAGAGGUGACCAGUUACUGCGAUCAGACGCUGCCCGGUUGGGUUCAUGAUGUUUUGGGGAAUAACUGGGGCUGUUUCACUGGGAAGAAAGUGCAGCCCAUCCCACCCCGAAUCGACCACAAUCACAUGCUUGGAUUCCAACACAAACUGCUCAUGAAGCUGCCAUACACAAACAACAUGGGGUUUGUGAAUCAAAUAAACUUAGUUCAGAAGUCUUGGAAAGCGACAACAUACAGUCUCCAUGAGACCCUCACCAUACAGGAGAUGCUGAGAAGAUCAGGAGGACAUGCCUCUCGUAUACCACGACGUGUCAGGCCUGUGAUGGUUUCUGCAGACAGUAAGAUGGCAGCCGGUCUUCCAGAACACUGGGACUGGAGAGACGUGAACGGAGUCAGUUAUGUUAGCCCUGUCCGCAACCAAGCUCAAUGCGGCAGCUGUUACUCUUUCUCCACUAUGGGAAUGCUUGAAGCUCGAGUCCGAAUCCAGACGAACAACACACAGCAGCCGGUGUUCAGUCCACAACAAGUGGUGUCCUGCUCCCAGUAUUCUCAAGGUUGUGAUGGAGGUUUUCCAUACCUGAUUGGGAAAUACAUCCAGGACUUUGGCAUUGUGGAGGAGGACUGUUUCCCAUACACCGGGAAGGAUUCUCCCUGCAAAGUACCUGAGAAAUGCACGAGGUACUACGCCUCUGAUUAUCACUACGUGGGUGGGUUUUACGGCGGGUGCAGCGAGGCGGCCAUGAUGCUGGAGCUGGUCAGGAACGGCCCCAUGGGUGUGGCCCUGGAGGUCUACCCAGAUUUCAUGAACUACAAGGAGGGCAUCUACCAUCACACCGGCCUCCGUGACUCCAUCAAUCCGUUUGAGCUGACGAAUCACGCCGUGCUGUUGGUGGGGUAUGGGAAGUGCCAUAAGACCGGCGAGAAGUACUGGAUCGUGAAGAACAGCUGGGGAACCGGGUGGGGUGAGAAUGGGUUUUUCAGGAUCCGUCGAGGAACAGAUGAAUGCGCCAUUGAGAGCAUUGCUGUAGCCGCUACACCAAUCGCCAAACUUUAGACAGUGUAGACGAAUUGGUCAGUUGAAACGAGCACGGCCUGGAGAAGUAUUUUGAUAAUCGCAAUUCUGAAAAAGGGAAAACAGUGCUGUUUUUUUUUGGUUUUUUUUACUUUGUCGCCAAGUUGUAAACGUCUAAUUUGUUUUUGUGAAAUGGCCUUUUCAGGUCCCUUUUAGUAGCAAACCGUUUGAACGUGAAAUUACAAGUCUCUUUAGAUUUGAUUCGCUCUCAUUUCCCAAUUCUUCAUACAUUAUGAAGCUUGAAACUAAGUUAAUUUUGGCUUCAAGGUUCUCCUCUUUGGUUGUCGUCUUGGUCUUGUUCCAUGUGAGUCGACAUCAUCUCUGUCUCCAUAGCUUUUGACUUUCUCUUGCUGACCUCUAGGGAAUUUAUUCAACUUCUGUGCCUUUUACUGUUCUUUUUGGCAGCCCUUUAAGGAAUAAUGAUGAGGCCUCUUCAAAUUCCCAGUUAUCAUCUUUCUCUUAGCCACCUGUCCACCUGAAAACUCCUGAUUCGGCCUGUCUUGGGUCACCUGCUCUUUCAAUUGUUGCUGUCACCCAAAACCAACCCUGUCUAUAGUGUAGUUAUGGUUUUAAAUUGAUCUAAAAAUCUUAAUUUUUGUAGGUCUUGUCUCUAGAUUUGCAGUGCCGUGUUUUGUUGCAACUGACCUGCUGCCUCCAUCUGUUCAUAAUCUUCUACUUCAACACACAAACAAAGUUGUUCUGUCCUUUUUUGCUCUGUUUAUGUGGAUUUCCACAAGGACUGUGUGUAUGACCAAAAACAGCAUUUCA